Messenger RNA from Schizophyllum commune H4-8, 288 nucleotides. RefSeq lists its product as uncharacterized. NCBI's taxonomy places the organism in Eukaryota, Fungi, Basidiomycota, Agaricomycetes, Agaricales, Schizophyllaceae. The coding region runs from base 1 to 288 and encodes 95 amino acids. The transcript has 4 exons. The record is from RefSeq and is a predicted model, not a curated record.
AUGGCCGAGGUCGAGAAGUCCAUCGAGCUCAACGACGCCAUCUUCUGCGCGCAGCACUUCAAGGAGGUCUGCACGGAAUGCGAUGUGGACUUCCGGGAAGAGAAUGACGGGUUUUUUGGGUUCGACCCCAUGAACCGCGAGGGACUAGAAGCCCCCGCCUCCAGCACCACGAAGGACGGCACCUACCAGUGCAAGAAGCACGGUUCUGCCUCCUGCAACCAAUGCUACGGCUGGAAGAAGCAGAUUACCCGCGCACGGGUCGCUGCUAAGAAGGCCGGCAAGAAGUAA